Linum tenue is the source of this 2190-nucleotide messenger RNA. The record is from the annotation of a GenBank genome assembly. Lineage: Eukaryota; Viridiplantae; Streptophyta; Magnoliopsida; Malpighiales; Linaceae.
AUGGAUAUGAUGCCUCUUGAUCUUCCAACACUCUUCCCUCUCCUUUUAGCCCUUUUAGCGACGGCUUUACUCCUUCUCCGUCGCCAAAAACACCCCAAGAAUGGUUGUUGUAAUGUCCCUAAAGGCACCAUGGGAUGGCCCUUCAUUGGAGAGACUCUCGAGUUCCUCAGCCCCCAUAGAUCCAACUCCAUUGGCACCUUCCUACAACAACGUUGCUCAAGAUAUGGCAAAGUUUUUAAGUCACAUUUGUUCGGGUCGCCAGCUAUAGUGUCGUGUGACAGCGAGUUCAACAUGUUCAUCCUUCAGAAUGAGGGAAAGCUAUUCCAGGCCAGCUACCCUAAGGCCAUGCAAGGGAUUCUCGGGCAGUACUCGUUGCUGAUCGUCUCCGGGGAGCAUCACAGGAAGCUUAGGGGGAUCGCAGUGAGCUUCAGCGCGAUGUCCAAAUCUUCACCUGUGUUUCACUCUCGUAUUGAGAAGCUCGCAUUCUCAAUGUUGGAGUCGUGGAGAGGGCGCAGAGAGAUUGCCUUUCUCGAAGAGAUGAAAAAGUUCACUUUGAGUUUGAUGGUGAAAACCGUUUUGAGCAUCGACCCGGAAGAACCAGUGGCCAUGAGGUUUUUGCAAGAUUUUAGAACUUACAUGAAAGGCUUCAUAUCAUUGCCACUAAACGUUCCAGGAUCUGCUUAUGCCAAAGCUGUCAAGGCGAGGGCAAGGCUUUCGAGGACGGUCAAGGAGAUAAUAAAGCAAAGGGAAAUGACGACUACUACUCCGGCGCCGGCAAGAACCUGCAGUAACGACGGCAACUGUGGUGAUGGAAUUACGACGACCUCGUCGGGAGAGGAAAAUGGGGACUUCCUGGAGGUGAUAUUGUCGAAGCACAGCAGCAUAAGGCAAAUGAACGAUGACGAGAAAGUGAGCAGCGUUUUGGACAUUGUGUUGGGUGGCUACGAGACCACUUCCACCCUCAUUUCCCUCAUCGUCUACUUCCUCCACCGUUCACCCGCCGCGCUCCUAGCUUUCAAGGAAGAACAUGAAGCUAUAAGGAGGAACAAAGGCAAAGGGCAGCCCUUGGGGUGGGAGGAUUACCAGAAAAUGGACUUCACCCGCAAUGUGACAAAAGAAGCUGUGAGAUGUGGGAAUUUGGUCAAAUUUUUACACCGCAAGGCACUCCAAGACGUGGAAUUCAAAGGGCAUUUGAUUCCUCGUGGAUGGAAGGUGCUUCCUGUAUUAGCAGGGCCAAAUCUCGACCCGUCUCUUCACCAUGACCACCUUCAGUUUAAUCCUUGGAGAUGGACGGAGGACAAAGAAAUAGGGAAGAAGACUAUGGGGUACGGUGGUGGACCAAGGGUGUGUCCAGGAUCCGACCUAGCUAAAGUCAUGGUUGCCUUCUUCCUUCAUCAUCUUGUCCUCACCUAUAGUUCGUUAGUCGUCAGAAUGUCGAGUUCGUCGAUUGUGGAGGCGCCGCCGAAGGGUGGGUUCAGUUUCGAUCUCUGCAAGAGGAAUGAAAUGCUCUCCGGGAAGGGCGUCAAGCAUCCGAAUUACAGGAAGACGGGAACCACCAUUGUCGGCUUGAUUUUCCAGGAUGGUGUCAUUCUUGGAGCAGAUACUAGAGCUACUUCUGGACCCAUCGUCUGUGAUAAGAAUUGUGAGAAGAUUCAUUUUAUGGCGCCUAACAUUUACUGCUGUGGAGCAGGAACUGCUGCCGAUACUGAGUCGGUGACAGACAUGGUGAGUUCGCAGCUGCAGUUGCAUCGUUACCAUACUGGCCGAGAGUCGAGGGUUAUUACAGCACUUACUCUCCUGAAGAAGCAUCUUUUCAAUUACCAAGGUCACAUCUCUGCUGCUUUGGUGCUUGGUGGUGUUGAUUGCACUGGGCCUCAUCUACACACGAUAUAUCCCCAUGGAUCAACAGACACUUUGCCUUUUGCCACAAUGGGUUCUGGUUCUCUUGCUGCAAUGGCUGUGUUCGAGUCGAAGUACAAGGAAGGCCUGAAUAAGGAGGAAGGAAUAAAGCUUGUGACUGAGGCCAUAUGUUCUGAGGUCCUCUCAACGAAGAUUACCCCACUGAAGGAGUUAGCUCAAGUGGUUGAGGCUGGUGAUGCUAUGGAAGAGUGAAGGACAGAAUGACAGAGCUUUGUUUGGAGAUCACUGUACUUUUACCGAUUAGUUUCGAGAACUUGAGGACCCAAUGUG